ACUGCUUGAACACGGAGGGAAGCUCGACAAAGCGCCUGCGAGCCGAGCCGCAGAUGCCCAGCCCCACUAAAGAGCUGAGCGGGCUCUUUUGUUGUCUUUGCUGAACUUUGGUGGAGGAACCCCAGAGGCGAUCCUUUGCCUUUCUCCAGGAGGCUGGAGAAGGAGCAGGGGAAAAGUUGAGCAGGCUCUCCUUCCUUCCUCUUCUCUAUUUCUCUUCCCCCCUUUAGAGUGGGGGAGGAGGACAGAAAAAAAUGACAGAAGAAAGCAAAGGGGAAGGGAAAGGAGAAAGCGGGAAAGACCUGGAGAAGCAGCUGCGCCUCAGGGUGUGCGUUUUGAGUGAGCUGCUGAAGACGGAGCGUGACUAUGUGGGCACUUUGGAGUUUUUGGUGUCGGCAUUUCUUCAUAGAAUAAUGCAAUGGGCUGUUUCCAAGGUUGAUAAAAGCAUUACAGAGGAGACAGUAAAGACAUUGUUUUCAAAUAUUGAAGAUAUUCUUGAAGUUCACAAGGAUUUCCUGUCUAGCAUUGAGGAGUGCCUACACCCUGAACCUAAUGCUCAGCAAGAAGUGGGAAUCUGCUUUCUUCACUUUAAAGAUCGAUUUCAUAUCUAUGAUGAAUACUGUAGUAAUCAUGAGAAGGCACAAAAACUUUUGCUUGAACUUAACAAAAUAAGAGCAGUACGGACUUUUUUACUGAACUGCAUGAUGCUAGGAGGACGCAAAAAUACUGAUGUACCAUUAGAAGGUUACUUAGUAACACCAAUCCAGAGAAUAUGCAAAUAUCCACUUCUUUUGAAGGAGUUGUUAAAGCGCACUCCCAAAAAGCACGGUGACUACUCUGCAUUAAUGGAAGCUCUCCAAAGUAUGAAAGCUGUCUGCUCCAACAUAAAUGAGGCCAAAAGACAGAUGGAAAAAUUAGAGGUGUUAGAAGAAUGGCAAUCUCACAUUGAAGGAUGGGAGGGAUCUAAUAUCAUGGAUACAUGCACAGAAAUGCUGAUGUAUGGAGUUUUGCUGAAAAUCUCUGCAGGAAAUAUACAGGAACGUGUGUUUUUUCUUUUUGACAAUCUUUUAGUUUAUUGCAAAAGAAAGCAUAGACGGCUGAAGAACAGCAAAGCAUCUACAGAAAGUCAUCGAUAUGUCUUCCGGGGCAGAAUAAACACUGAAGUGAUGGAAGUAGAAAAUGUAGAUGAUGGUACAGCGGAUUAUCACAGCAGUGGCCACAUUGUUCUCAAUGGUUGGAAGAUACACAAUACAGCAAAGAACAAAUGGUUUGUGUGUAUGGCCAAAACACCUGAAGAAAAGCAGGAGUGGCUGGAAGCUAUUCUAAAAGAAAGAGAAAGGAGGAAAGGGCUGAAGCUAGGUAUGGAACAAGAUACUUGGGCAAUGAUCUCUGAACAGGGAGAGAAACUUUAUAAAAUGAUGUGCAGACAAGGGAACUUGAUCAAGGACAGAAAAAGAAAAUUAACCACUUUCCCAAAAUGCUUUCUUGGAAGUGAGUUUGUAUCCUGGUUGUUGGAAACUGGGGAGAUUCACAGACCUGAAGAAGGUGUAAAUCUGGGUCAGGCUUUACUAGAGAAUGGCAUUAUUCACCAUGUUACUGACAAGCAUCAAUUUAAACCUGAACACAUGCUCUACAGAUUCCGUUAUGAUGAUGGAACGUACUAUCCAAGAAGUGAAAUGCAAGAUGUUAUUUCCAAGGGAGUAAGAUUAUAUUGUCGUCUACAUAGUCUGUUUACCCCUGUGGUAAGAGAUAAAGAUUACCAUCUGAGAACCUACAAAUCUGUAGUCAUGGCUAAUAAAUUGAUAGACUGGCUAAUUGCACAGGGGGAUUGCAGGACAAGAGAAGAAGCAAUGAUUUUUGGAAUAGCACUAUGUGAUAAUGGAUUUAUGCACCAUGUGUUGGAAAAAAGUGAAUUCAAAGAUGAACCACUUCUCUUUCGUUUUUUUGCGGAUGAAGAAAUGGAAGGCUCAAACAUGAAGCACAUGCAUAUGAAACAUGAUUUAAAAGUAAUAGAAAAUGUAAUAGCCAAAUCACUACUGAUUAAAUCAACUGAAGGAAGCUAUGGUUUUGGACUGGAAGACAAAAACAAAGUACCAAUAAUUAAAAUAGUAGAGAAGGGAUCAAAUGCUGAGAUGGCAGGCCUGGAAGUUGGGAAAAAGAUCUUUGCCAUUAAUGGUGACUUAGUUUUUCUGAGACCCUUCAGUGAAGUGGAUAGCUUUCUGAAAACAUGUUUAAGCAGUAGAAAGCCCCUCAGGGUACUUGUGAAUACAAAACCCAGGGAAACUGUGAAGAUCAUUGACUCUGUGGAUGGUCUUGGAUUCCAGAUACGGGGCUUUGGUCCUUCUGUUGUCCAUGCUGUUGGAAGAGGAACUGUGGCAGCAGCUGCUGGUCUCCACCCUGGACAGUGCAUAAUCAAAGUGAAUGGAAUUAAUGUCAGCAAAGAAACUCAUGCAAGUGUUAUUGCCCAUGUCACAGCCUGCAGGAAAUACAGACGCCCAAUGCAUCAAGACUCUAUUCAGUGGGUAUACAGCAGCGUUGAAAGUGCCCAAGAAGAUCUUCAGAAAACAAACUCAAAACCCUUGGGUGAUAAUGGAGGAGACUCAUUUGACUGCAAAGUUGAAGAAGUAAUAGACACAUUUAAUACUAUGGCAAUAAUUGAUGGACGGAAGGAUCAUGUCAGUCUGACUGUUGAUAAUGUUCACCUGGAAUAUGGUGUAGUUUAUGAAUAUGACAGUACUGCUGGAAUAAAAUGUCAUGUUUUGGAGAAGAUGAUUGAACCAAAGGGGUUUUUCAGCUUGACAGCAAAGAUUCUUGAAGCACUAGCAAAAAGUGAUGAGCAAUUUUUGCAAAACUGUAAUAGUCUAAAUAGUUUAAAUGAAGCAAUUCCCACUGACCUUCAGAGUAAAUUCAGUACUAUUUGCAAUGAGAAAAUGGAACACAUUUGCAGAAGGAUCACUAGCUACAAAAAGUUUUCACGGGUCUUGAAAAAUCGAGCUUGGCCUACCUUCAAGCAAGCAAAGUCAAAGAUCUCACCACUGCACAGCAGUGAUUUCUGUCCAACCAAUUGUCAUAUAAAUGUGAUGGAAGUUUCAUAUCCUAAAACUUCAACAUCACUUGGCAGUGCCUUUGGUGUUCAGCUGGACAGCAGAAAACAUCUUUCACAAGAAAAGGAAAACAAACACAUAGACCAAGGUAAAGUGAGUCCCAUGGUUUAUAUACAACAUACAAUUACCACCAUGGCAGCUCCAUCAGGACAUUCCUUAGGUCAACAGGAGGGGCAUGGUUUGAGAUACCUAUUAAAAGAAGAGGAUCUGGAAACACAAGAUGUCUAUCAGAAACUCUUAUGCAAAUUGCAAGCGGCAUUAAAAGAGGUGGAAAACUGUGUUUCUCAAAUAGAUGACCUUCUAUCUUCAAUAACAUAUUCUCCAGAACGUAAAAUACAUGAACCAUUAACACCAACAGACAGUGAUAAUGAAAAAGGAGAACAUAAUGGAAAAAAGGUCUGUUUCAAUGUAGCCGGUGAUGAACAGGAAGAUUCUGGUCAUGACACAAUUAGCAAUCGGGAUUCAUAUAGUGAUUGCAACAGCAACAGGAAUUCUGUAGCUUCUUUUACCAGUAUUUGCAGCAGCCAAUGCAGUUCUUACUUUCACAGUGAUGAAAUGGAUUCAGGGGAUGAACUUCCUCUAAGUAUACGAAUUUCUCAUGACAAGCAAGACAAACUCCAUGGUUGCUUGGAGCAUCUGUUUGGACAGGUAGAUUCAAUUAUCAAUCUCCUGAAAGGACCAGUAGUAGCAAGGGCCUUUGAACAGACCAAGUUCUUCACACCAGGACGAUCUGUGCAAGACUUUCAGCAGGAAAUUGAACAUAAACUCAGUUGCCCAAAGAGACUAAGAGUUCACAUCAAGCAAGAUCCCUGGAAUCUUCCCAGCAGUGUCCAAAAUCUUUCUCAAAACAUCAGAAAAUUUGUUGAAGAGGUAAAAGCAAGGAUCCUUUUGGCACUUCUUGAAUAUACAGAUAGUGAGGUACAGCUCAGGCGAGACAUGGUCUUCUGCCAGAGUCUGGUGGCCACAGUUUGUUCUUUUUCGGAGCAACUAAUGGCUGCUCUAAAUCAGAUGUUUGACAACAGCAAGGAAUGUGAAUUAGAGACACAAGAGGCCAGCAGAAGAUGGUUGGAACAGAUAUCCAGUGCAGGUGUUCUUCUUUACUUCCAGUCCCUGCUGUCACCAAACCUGACUGAUGAACAAGCUAUGCUAGAAGACACAUUAGUUGCAUUAUUUGACCUGGAGAAAGUUACAUUUUAUUUUAAGCAAUCUGAACAAGACCCUUUAGUUGCAAAUAUGCCAAUCACAUAUCAAGCAGAAGGAAGCCGACAGGCCUUGAAAGUUUACUUUUACAUUGAUUGUUACAAUUUUGAACAACUUCCACAAAGACUGAAGAAUGGUGGAGGUAUUAAAAUUUAUCCAGUCCUGUUUGCUCAAGCCCUAGAAAGCAUGGAAGGCUACUAUUACAGAGACAGUGUAUCAGUGGAAGAAUUUCAAGCCCAGAUUAAUGCAGCUUCAUUGGAAAAAGUGAAACAAUAUAACCAAAAACUCAGGGCAUUUUACUUGGACAAGUCAAAUCUUCCACCCAAUUCAACAUCAAAAGCUGCUUACAUAGAUAAGCUGAUGCGACCUAUCAGUUGUAUGGAUGAACUUUAUCGACUGAUGGCAUCUUUCAUAAAAUCCAAGCGCACAGCAACCUGUGCUUAUACAGCAUGCAGUGCCUCUGGAGUUGGUCUACUGUCAAUCUCUUCAGAACUCUGUAGCAGACUUGGAGCUUGCCAUAUCAUUAUGUGCAAUAGUGGAGUUCACCGGUGUACGCUUAGUGUCACGCUGGAACAAGCUAUAAUUCUUGCUCGGAGUCAUGGCCUUCCUCCCCGCUAUAUCCUACAAGCUACAGAUGUGAUGCGCAAACAAGGAGCAAGAGUGCAGAACACUGCCAAGAAUUUAGGAGUUAGAGAUCGCACACCACCUUCUGCUCCAAGGUUGUACAAGUUGUGCCAGCCACCGCCUCCUGUUGGAGAAGAGUAAAGUUUCCUAUUUGAGGAAUAAUUAAAAGACCAGUUUCCAUGACAGUGAAGUGAAGCAGGAACACAACAGAAAGUGAUAAAAUGUGCCUUGAGUACUGAUCAGCAGUAGCACUUAGCUUCAGAUAAAACAAUCAUUCUUCUUAAGUAUAACUGCUCCAAUGAAGAACAACUCAUCCUGGAAGUAGGGGAAAGGUUGUUUGGAUGUAACGUGCAUGCUCUGUGCAUUUAUACUGAGGGCAUUUAGAAAGAAAUAAUGCUAUAUUUUAACUGGUUGCUUCAGUGCCAAUUGCCCAGUGUUCACUGGCACCAACAUGAAAACAAACAAGCAAAACAGAUUAGAAAAAUUACUAUGAUCCUUUCAAAAAGCCAUGCAUUGAGCUGGAGGGAGAUAAAAGAAUAAACAGUGUGGAGUUGUUGGGUUAGGCUUAGAUCCUUGCACACAUAAUAACCUCUUUUCCUCCAGCAAUUCUAUCAGUUGGCUCUCUACUCAAAAAUUAGCAUUUCAGUAUGUUAUGCAUUCAAAGAAGAUUCAGUUGGCCAGUUCACACCUCACAAUAAGCCAUGUUGAAAACAAGCCACGUUAGUUAAUUGCUUGCUAGUCACAUCACUGUUUACAGAUGAUAAAGCACUGACCAGCUUUGUUUCCCUUCUGCCUGCCUGUUCCCAGCAUUUAUUCCUGAGAACUUUGCCUCUAUACCCCUGAGGUGAUUCUUUCCCCUCUAUAUUCUAUAUAAAUACAUUCCUGCAUUUAUAUAGACAUAUAGACACAUGCAUGUAUGUAUGUAUGUAUGUAUGUAUGUAUGUAUAUGCCAUGUCUUUGGAAUGCAGGGGAGUUCCCCCCUUUUUAAAAGAAUGGGGUGACUGAGUAUUUUCUUUCUUUAAAACACAAAAACACCUCCUUGGCUGCUUCUCAAAUCCCAUUCCCUUUUUUAGCACAGUAAUUCCUGUAUGCAUGCUUCCCUUGGGGUGAAUGCCACCAUGGUGAUUUGAGAUGGGAGAAUUCCUUCACCCACAGAAUUUUUUUUUUAAAGAUUGAAAUGUUUAAUCUUUUUUACCUCCCUUUUAAAGUCUUUUAAAGCUACUGUCAAAUGAAGUGCUGAGCUGGUAGAAGGGCAGAGGACACCGUUUUUCUAACAAGCCAAGGAUGAGUCACUCUGCCAGGUUCACACAUCAUAACAAGCCACUCUGAAAAUAUCUAACCUGACCCAUCCAACCACAUGUGGGGGUGGGGGAGACUCGCAUGUAACAAGAAGUGACGAUGGGUGAAUUUCUGAUGUUUUGUUGAGGCAGUAACUAUCAGAAUAUUCAAGCCAUGUUAGGGAUGCGCUAUAGCUUGUUAUUUGUGUGAAUCUGGUGAUUCAGGCAAUCUGUGUUCUAACCCUGCUCAGCCAUGGAGCCAACUGGGUGACUUUGGGCCAGUCACAGAAUCUCAGUCCAGUCUACCUCACAGGUUUGUUGUUGUGGGGGAUAAGAUUGGGAGCAGGAGGAGAAGACUGAUGCAACCUGCUUUGAGAUUGUUGUAUGAAAAAGCAGGAUAUAAAUAUAAUAAAUAAAUGCUGGAUUGUUGGGAUGGUUAAUGUCAACAGGUGGCUUGGGAGCCCCUCUAAUAACUCACUAUCGGGUUUACAACAAGCUAUGGUGAGCUCUUGCUGUAUCUGGUACAUUUACAAUGGUGGCUGCCAUCAUGAUGAAAAACCCCACAGGGAAAUCCACCCAUGGUGGCUUCUUAUUACAUGUCAUCCAGGUCACGUUUUCAUGCUUGCUUGUGCAUGGUUAACAAACUACACCUGGUAAUUUGUUCAGACAUCACAACAAGCUAGCCUAAAACGGGCCAGUGCAUUCCUAAUACAUGGGUCACAGUCAUUUUGUGCUUGCCUUACAUGAUUUGGCAAUAGUAACAUCCAGCAUAAGACACAAUGACAUGAGAGAUUAAAAAUGACAGGUGGAUUCCAAUGACUCAAAUUUCUGUUCAUUAGUCUUCUUGAUAAAUUGUUCAGGACACACUGUGAAAGGAAUUUUCCUACAACAGUGAAUUAUCUGCGCAGAAGAGGUUUUUCAUUAUGCUCAGUGAGUUUGUAGAACCUCAAUUGAGAACAUGCAUUCUUAUGCAUUUUAAAAUUCAGAAAUUCUGAUUUACAUAAGAAUACAGGCUUUGACUAAGGAAGAGUCCUACUGUAGUUCAAAGGCCUGUAAUCUUCCUUUAUACUUCCUAGAAAAUUAUGUUGUAUCAAGGUUUUGAAGGUAAACUAGUUUUCAUUUUGCUGGCAAACAUUGGAUACAAAUGCAUGAGUAAGAAAUUGGAAAAUGAUGUUCUAUGCAUAUUCACACUAGGAAAGUGGCAAGAUGUUUUCUAUUCUGAACGGAAUAUAUAACAUAAUAACCUUUGCCUAUCAUGGUUAAUAGGGAAUGUAGCUUCUAGUUCUGCACUAGCACAAUAGCAAUUUUAAGUCAGAUUUAAAUGCAUAGCUGCUCUAAGAUACCUGUGUUACAGGAGAAAGUAUGAAUUUUAGUGACCCUAAAUGGCAAUGGCCAUUCACAUUCAGAGAAGUAUGUGUAUUAUGCAUGUGCAUAGAAGACUGAUUCCAUUGGUGGGUCUCCCUUACUAAGGGUGGUUUACUGUUCAUGGCAAGCAACUAAUUAAAAUAAAUAACAUGCAUAAUUCACUUAUGGUAUAAUCCUAUGCCAGUUUAGCCAGAAAAAAGACUGAAACUCUCUGCUUUUUUCUGCCUCAAUUUGCACAGAAUCGUGCCUUUAGUCGACUGUAACUAUCCUCUGUAUAUGGCCCUUCCAAAAUCUUGAACUUUGUUUAAAAUUAAACGUAUCUAUGGUAUACAUUUGCAGGAUUCAGAUUUUAAAAUGUAAAAGUAAUUUCAAAUCAUCUACUGAAAAGUUAUAUUAAAUGUCAUUUCUCAGACUUGGUAAUAAUUGACAUUUCAUGGUGGAGAUGUUUGCUUAGAACUGAAAUCCUGCUGUCAUGAUGAAAUGCUGCUACAGUUGAAAAGCACAAUUUAGUAUACUCCAGUAGUGCCUGGAAAAUAUUUCUACUUAACUCAUACUUCAGCUUUGUUGGCUGUGGUAAAAUCCUUACUAUAACAUUGUACUGUAUUUCUAUAAUUCAUAUGUAUACGUGUGUGUAUGCAUAUGUGUACACAUGCAUGCAUACACACACCAGUUUUGAAAGAUGAUCACAGCACUAUUUACUCUGUAGCCUCAUGUAUAUAGUGUAAGAAAUCCAUUAAACUUAUGCAUCUCUUGAGUAAUAAAUAAAGUAUUUUUUCUGUUCUAGCAGUAUUAGAUUUUGCAGAGGGAGAAUAUAUUUUUGUAAUUACUCAGUAAGAAAUCUAGAACAUCACUGCUUUUAAAGAAGUAUAAAUAUGUAUGUAAAGAUAUUUACAAAGUAUAUCAGUUUCUUAAUCUUCCAUACUUGUAGCCAUAUUCUUUUACUUUUGUUACAAGUAAUACUGAUAAAUAAAAAUGAAUUCUUCUUUA
Messenger RNA from Varanus komodoensis (Komodo dragon), 8554 nucleotides. It is a transcript of the gene PREX2, whose product is annotated as phosphatidylinositol-3,4,5-trisphosphate dependent Rac exchange factor 2. The transcript is spliced from 40 exons. Bases 252 to 5066 code for a protein of 1604 amino acids. NCBI's taxonomy places the organism in Eukaryota, Metazoa, Chordata, Lepidosauria, Squamata, Varanidae. Gene Ontology annotation, biological process: intracellular signal transduction. The record is from RefSeq and is a predicted model, not a curated record. Gene Ontology annotation, molecular function: protein binding; guanyl-nucleotide exchange factor activity.